AUGGGUGACCUAUGGGUACUUCUGUUUUUGUCUCUGUCUCUGGCAGCCUUUCGUGGGGUCAAAGGCUGUUUGGAGUGUGAUCCCAAGUUCAUAGAGGAUGUUAGUACCUUGCUGGGAAAUCUGGUACCUGUAGAAGUUCCUGGGAGAACUCAACUGCUUGACAGGCAGCAUAAGGAGAUAACCCACUUAAGCUCCAAGGUCUCCCACAAGGAUAAGACGCUUCGGUUGUUGGCUGUUCGAAAUGUUGUCAAAUUGAGAGAAUGGCUGAAGCAAGAAUUUUAUAGACUGGGCAAUGAAACAUGGAAAGGUGUCAUUAUCAUUCAAGGCAAGCUUCUUGAGGUCCGCCAAAACCUGGAAUCCCAACUGAAAGAAACACUAGAGAACUUCUCCGAAGUUGCUUGUUCAGAAGAUUGCGUUGUAACUGAAGGUCCUGUCCUUGACUGUUGGACCUGUCUUCGCAUGACUACCCGGUGUUUCAGAGGAGACUAUUGUAAAGAUGAGAAUCCAAGGAAGGCUGAAAAUCGAGAGAUUGCUCUGUAUCUGAUAUUGAUAGCAGAAGCUGUACUAUUGGCAAGUGCUGUGUUACUAUUCCAUUUUUGUAUCUCACAUCAGAGGAAAAUGAAGGUAGUACGAAGGACACUGAAGACAUAUUUGGAGAAUAAAAUUGAAGAAAUAUUGGGGAUCAUAGAUACAGAUGAGAAAAAAGAUUUGGAGACCCAGACUUCAAAUUCACAGACAGGAGAGCCAUUAAGUGCUGAAUCAGAGUUGCAAAGUGGGACUUGA
Messenger RNA from Chionomys nivalis (European snow vole), 783 nucleotides. RefSeq names its product IZUMO family member 3 (gene Izumo3). The transcript is spliced from 7 exons. The record is from RefSeq and is a predicted model, not a curated record. Bases 1 to 783 code for a protein of 260 amino acids. NCBI's taxonomy places the organism in Eukaryota, Metazoa, Chordata, Mammalia, Rodentia, Cricetidae.